Molecule: messenger RNA, 1012 nt
Organism: Drosophila elegans
Lineage: Eukaryota; Metazoa; Arthropoda; Insecta; Diptera; Drosophilidae
Exons: 2
Coding region: 420-932 (170 amino acids)
Source: RefSeq, a predicted model, not a curated record
AGUUAAUGGGUGUUAACGCAGCCACCUGGCUUUGUUUGCAAUUUGUUGACAGCUUCGAAGCUGCGCUGCUGCUGCUGUUGCUGCUGAUGUUGCUGCUUUUUCUUCAUCCAGCUCGGGCCUUUUUUUUUGUUUUUGUAAUUUCGGUUUUUUUAUUUUUUUGUUAGUUGAGCUUCAGUUUCAGCUUCUGCCGGUGGCUUCGUCGGGCGGUAAAUGAAGUUAACUUGGCCUUGUCGCACGCCAGUCUGCUUCUGACAUUCGCGAGUCGCGCUCGAUCGCCGCUUUUAUCGUCUGUGAUAUUACGUUUUUAUUGGCCAAAAAGGGCAAGAGUGCCGAAAAGCGAAUCAAAGCCGCUUAGGUUCAAAAAUAAAUAUAAAUUCGAUUUUAGUCGGGCGAACUUGAGCGGGGCAUUACGAAACGCAAUGAAAACGGUAAUUCAAAGUCAAGAACUAAGUCACUCUGCCAGCUUAUGGCCAAAUAUCAAAAUAAACCACACAAUUGGCCUGUUACUCCUGGUGGCAGCUUACCUUCCCAUCAAAUCAUGGGCAGCACCUGCCUUCCACUUUAGCGAUCCGGACCCGGAUGACCUGGAGGCCUAUCCCACAUCGCCCAGCCAGGUGUUGCCCAUUCAACCUGUGCUGAUUUAUCCGCAGCCACGAGAGAAUCUCUACCAGGCUCGAACUCUGGCGGGUCGAAAUGACGACCAGGACAUCAUUUUCGUGAAGCUGCUGCAGGAUAAGUCCAGUGGCUAUCGUCCCAAGCAGCAGCACCUUGUCCUGGAGGAAACGAAACCCUCCCAGCGGAAGAAACUCGAUAUGAAGGACAUAUUUUAUGUGAAGGCCCUCACCAACGGACGAUUCAGCCACGAACGACUGAAGGUUUACCGGGUACCCGAGUUCUACGCCAUCAGUGUUUUCAGCAACGGAGAUAAAUGAGGGAAGACGGCUGAACGAUAAAAAGGAGUAAUAUAAGUUAUUUUUAAGUCGCUAUAAAUACAUACCUCAGGAGUGCCGAA